AUGCCUGUCGAGGUGAUCACCACCAUCUCUCCGACCACCAAUGAGCCGAUCCUGACGAGGAACGGCAUUUCGGUCUCGGAUCUCGAAGCACUGCCCAAGACGUCGGCCGAGGCCUUUCGGUCAUGGAGCAAGACAAGUCUGGCUGAGCGGAAGGCCAUUGUGCGCAAGGCGCUCGACAUUCUGCUCAGCCGGACGGACGAGCUGGCCCAGGAGCUGACCACGCAGAUGGGCCGCCCCAUCGCGUACACGGGCAAGGAGAUUGGCACGGCCGUGAAGCGCAGCGAGUUCUUCCUGAGUGUCUGUGACGACGUGCUGAAAGACACGCCAGGCACCGAGGAGUCUGGUUACACGAGGUACAUCCGCAAGGUGCCGGUGGGCCCUGUGCUGGUGAUCUUUGCGUGGAAUUACCCGUAUCUCAUUCUGGUGAACACGCUGAUCCCGGCGCUGCUGGCGGGCAACACGGUCAUCAUGAAGCCGUCGCCACAGACGCCGACGGUGGUAGAGCAGGUGGCCAAGGCGUUUGACGAGGCUGGUCUGCCGGCGGGCGUGCUGCAGUACUUCCACUGCGGGUCGCCGACGGUGAUCGAGACGGUGGUGCGCAAUCCGCUGGUGGCGGCCGUGUGCUUCACGGGCUCGGUGGCUGGUGGACUGGCGGUGCAGCGAUCGGCAGCCGACCGGACCGUCAGCGUGGGCCUGGAGCUGGGCGGCAAGGACCCGGCCUACGUGCGACCGGACACGGACAUUGCCUGGGCGGCCGAGCAGCUCGUCGACGGCUGCGUCUUCAACUCGGGACAGAGCUGCUGUGCCAUCGAGCGGGUCUACGUGCACGCCGACGUGCACGAUGCCUUUGUCAAGGCGGCACAGGACGUCCUGCGCGGCUACCGGCUCGGCGAUCCGGCCGACAAGACCACGCAUGUCGGGCCCGUCGUCUCGAAGCGGGCCAAGGACACGAUCGAGGGCCACAUCCGUGACGCGCUGGCCAAGGGUGCCCACGACGCGACGCCCGCCGACAACACGACGUUUGCGAGCCCGCCGGCCGGUGGCAAUUACGUUAAGCCAACGCUGCUGACGGGCGUGACCCACGACAUGACCGUCAUGACCGAGGAGACCUUUGGCCCCGUCAUCCCGGUGAUGAAGGUCAAGGAUGACCAGGAGGCCGUGGCGCUCAUGAACGACAGCGAGUUUGGCCUGACGGCCAGCGUGUGGACCAAGGACAAGGCCGCGGCCCUCCAGCUGAUCGACCAGGUGGAGGCCGGCACUGUCUUUGUGAACCGCUGCGACUACCCCAGCCCGGACCUGGCGUGGACCGGAUGGAAGAACUCGGGCAAGGGCCACACCCUCAGCCGUUACGGCUUCGACCAGUUCUUCAAGCUGAAGAGCUACCACAUCGCCGACGGCCCGGCUUAG
Messenger RNA from Grosmannia clavigera kw1407, 1407 nucleotides. Its product is annotated as aldehyde dehydrogenase family. Bases 1 to 1407 code for a protein of 468 amino acids. The transcript has 3 exons. NCBI's taxonomy places the organism in Eukaryota, Fungi, Ascomycota, Sordariomycetes, Ophiostomatales, Ophiostomataceae. The record is from RefSeq and is a predicted model, not a curated record. Gene Ontology annotation, molecular function: aldehyde dehydrogenase (NAD+) activity.